UUCACAGCCCUUCACUUCGAACAUCAUCAAACGGGAAACGACGGAGACUCCUCUUCGUUAUCCACCCGCAGAAGCGUUCAGCUAUUCCUUCACUACCCUCACGCCAAGGCAAUGGAGAAUUGCUCCGCGAACCUUACCCAGUACUUCGGUCCCAAUCUCAUCAACGCUACAGCCGCCGCCGACCUCAUCUGCAGCACUUUCAACGAUACCACCUUCGCCGUCGACAACACCUUCCUUCUCUUCUCUGCUUACCUCGUCUUCUCCAUGCAGCUCGGCUUUGCCAUGCUCUGCGCCGGCUCCGUUCGUGCCAAAAACACCAUGAACAUCAUGCUCACCAACGUCCUCGAUGCAGCCGCCGGUGGCCUCUUCUACUAUCUCUUUGGCUUCGCUUUCGCCUUUGGAUCCCCCUCCAACGUGUUCAUUGGUCGUCAUGCCUUCGGCCUCACCGACUUCCCGUCGAAGCUCUACGAUUACAGCUAUUUCCUUUACCAAUGGGCCUUCGCCAUCGCUGCCGCCGGCAUAACCAGCGGCUCCAUCGCGGAGCGGACUCAGUUCGUUGCUUACCUAAUCUACUCCUCUUUCCUAACCGGCUUCGUUUACCCGGUUGUGUCUCAUUGGGUCUGGUCCUCCGACGGUUGGGCUAACGCUGGUCGCCCAGAGUCAGACCUUCUAUUCGGAUCCGGCGCCAUCGAUUUCGCCGGGUCUGGUGUGGUCCACAUGGUGGGCGGCGUCGCUGGUCUGUGGGGCGCACUCAUAGAAGGGCCCAGGAUUGGUCGAUUUGACCAUUCCGGUCGACCAGUCUCGCUUCGCGGGCACAGCGCGACCUUGGUUGUUCUAGGAACUUUCUUACUCUGGUUCGGAUGGUACGGUUUUAACCCGGGUUCGUUCUUGAAGAUUUUGAACCCUUACGAGCCUGGAAGCUACUACGGGCAGUGGAGCGCGGUAGGUAGAGCCGCCGUGACCACCACCUUAGCCGGUAGCACUGCUGCUCUGACGACUCUUUUUGGUAAGAGGAUUGACUCGGGCCAUUGGAACGUGACAGAUGUGUGCAAUGGGCUGCUCGGCGGGUUCGCCGCCAUCACCGCCGGAUGCUCCGUCGUGGAGCCGUGGGCGGCAAUCAUUUGCGGGUUCGUAGCGGCGGCGGUACUGAUUUCGUGCAACAAACUGGCGGAGAAGAUGAAGUUUGACGACCCGUUAGAGGCGGCACAGCUGCACGGCGGGUGCGGAGCGUGGGGUUUAAUCUUCACGGCGCUGUUUGCGAAGAAGAAGUACGUGAACGAGGUGUACGGAGGACCGGCGGAUCGGCCAUACGGGUUGUUCAUGGGAGGAGGGGCUAAGCUGUUGGCGGCAAAUAUAGUGGAGAUUCUGGUGAUUAUUGGGUGGGUCAGCGUUACCAUGGGCCCUCUGUUCUUGAUUCUUCACAAGCUCCAACUAUUGCGAAUCUCCAGAGAAGAUGAAUUGGAGGGUAUGGAUCUCACCCGACACGGUGGGUUUGCGUAUGCGUACGAGGAUUCAUCCUCAAGGAAUGGGAUGCAGUUGGAGAUGGAAAGAAUGCCGAAUGCAGCAAGCGCUCAAACCACACAGUAGAUUCUGCAAAUAUGAUUUCAAGAUGUUAAUGUGACUGCAUGUGUUAUUGUUUGUAUAAAAUGUUGCAUUGAUGAGAAAUGCUAAGUAUUUGUGAAACACGAUCAAAGAGAUUACUCUGCACUUGCCAUUAAUGUGUAUGUAAGCAUGUUGGUGUAGGUUUAGUUGUUUGAAGCUAGCCUUUAAUUUUUUUGAAAGUUUGAAGUCGGAA
This is a messenger RNA of Prosopis cineraria, 1795 nucleotides long. RefSeq names its product ammonium transporter 1 member 1-like. Gene Ontology annotation, cellular component: membrane. Bases 112 to 1587 code for a protein of 491 amino acids. The record is from RefSeq and is a predicted model, not a curated record. The transcript has a single exon. Gene Ontology annotation, molecular function: ammonium channel activity. NCBI's taxonomy places the organism in Eukaryota, Viridiplantae, Streptophyta, Magnoliopsida, Fabales, Fabaceae. Gene Ontology annotation, biological process: ammonium transmembrane transport; ammonium homeostasis.